GGCGGGGUGGCAGGAGUCCUUCCCAUUUCCUGGCAAAUAUCGAUGUUCCCAGAGCCAACUUUGAUUGGAUGGGAUGUUAAUAUCAGCACGUUUGUGGUUACUAACGCCUGCUCAGGGCCCCACGUUCGUCCUGGCCUCCGCCUGGGGGUCACACCUGCCCCUGAGAACUCAAGCUGAAGUGUACGUGGAGCCCAGCCCUCCUUGGGGUGCUUCAUGCCUGGGCCGCCCGGCGGCACCCUCCCGUCCAAAGGGAUGUUGUCUCAAGUCUUCACGGGUCAGUGAACUUUCUCAGUUCCGCUCCCUCUCUUGGCAGAGCCACCAGCUCUUGGGCAGGGCCCGGGCUCUGCCUCCUGGUCCAGUUACCAAAAGGCCUGUGUGGACUCAGGGACAAAUCAGGAGACAAGUUUCAGGCCACCAAGGCACAGGGGUUGUUCAGCAGAAGCCUUUGGUCUUCAUUUACUGCAAGACAGAGCGACAUUCUGGCGUGUCUGGAUGGUUGGGAUCGGAGAUGUGUCUGGACAGCCAUCCCCAGCACCCAGUCACCCCCACCCUCAAGGAGCAGAUGACCCUGACCACGAUGGGACUCCGAAGGGCCAUGUGGAAGAAAGCUGACCGUCAGCCAGAAACAUCUGCCUGGGAAACACCUUCCCCUCUCCCCCCUUCUUCCCCCCAGAACGUGAGCAAGAAACAAACUAUUCUGUCAGACUCCCGGAAUCUGAAGGCGCAUUUAUCACAGCCUCUGUGUGACCCAGAUUCGUACAAGACCUAUUUUAAACACCGAUUCAGUGUUUUCCUGAGUCACACCUGUACACGCACAGCCAACCUUCUAACCAGAUACUUGCAAAGGGCCAGUUACCUGGAAGGAGAUGCUGGACACCAGAGGGAGUCAUUCGUUCACUCAGCAAACAUCUGUGGAGUACCUCCCAUGGGCCAGAGCUGCCCGGCUGGGCUCUUCCAAGUCACGGAGACGGAAAGAGAAGGCUGGGUCUUGCGUCGUGGGGAAAGAGGCAGCUGCUGGGCCACGUUGCCCCCGCCUUGCUUACGCUGCAUUUUUGGCAGACUGAGUGCUGUGAGCAGGGAAGGGGGUGGUGUCGGCGGUGGUACUGAGAGAAGGGGAAUUCAGGAUACCACCGCCAGCGGCCCGCAGGCCUGCCGAGGAGACCUGGAGGAACAUGUGAGCGCCGGGAGCCACGUGGAUAAAGUGGGGCACAUAUGGAGCAUGAGUCAAGCUCAUCGGAGUGGGUAGACGGCUUUCGGUGCUAAUGGGCGUUUGCUGUAGAGUCGCUAGACAGAAAAAUUAAAUCAUAGGUAAAAGGAUAAAAAAGAUACAUGGAAAUAAUAAGGCUGUGAGCGUAGGAAAUUUCGGCUUUAUGACUAAUUGUUUUAUGAAGAAGUUUGUUCUUCCCUGUGAAAUGCACCAAUGUGGUAGAAGGCUGAGGACACUGGGCACGGGAAGAAGGGUCUCCCCACCCCAUCUACCAUUAGCUCCUUUUUCCAUUUCAGGAAGAACACGGAAACUAGGACUUUAGGAAAGUCAGAAGGAGUGUAUUAUAGCAUUUAAGAUCAUGGCUUUGGGUUUAGGUAGGCCUGUGUUCAAGUUUCUCUUCUCUUCUACGUGACUCUCGGAGUUAGCUCUCCUUAAAUCCCUUGGCUGGUCAUCGAGUGUUAGAGCAAUCCAACUCGAGAGGCAUAGACACACUCUUAGCCCUGUGCCUGGCACAGAGGUAAAUAUCAAUGAAUAAAAUAUACAGGUCUACCCCACUUUUCUAAAGUUCACAUUAUGUCAUUUUGCUUUUACAAAAGAUUGCCAUCAGUACCUGUUUUCAUUACCUGGAAGGAAUCCAAAGAGGAGAACUACUUUUAUGAAAAAAGGCAAAAAGCAAAAAUCGUUCAAUAUUUGUUUUGCCUCUCAGCUCCUUCCCCUCAAAGUACACUUAGCAGCCCAGCAUCAAACCACCAGAGCUUUGAACUAUGUCUGUGAGCAUCUGAGUUUUGUGCAUCCUUACGAAGAUGCGUGCUAAGGUAUCAGGAAAGCUUUCAUAGUGUUGCUUUCAUAGCAAUGCUUUACUUUCCAGUAGCAAGGGAAAUUGUAGAUACUCGAUGGGAGAUGAAUGUAGUGAACAGGGGUGUUAGGUGAUUCCCUUCUGCACACACCAAGCCUCCCUCCCACCCGCAUCACCUCCCAGGAGCUGCCCCGCCCCCGCCCCCUGCCUCCAUUAAGUCUUUUAAGGAAGCAAUCAUUCCAAGUGGCUUAAGACUCUCUUUCCUAGAAGAAGGUAACACAUUGGCUAGUGAAUGCGACUGCAGAGCUGACAUUUUUGGGAGAUGACAGAACAUGACACUUACCUUCAGAAAUUUGGGGAAGGGCUUUUGGGAAAUUAGAACUUUCCUGGGCUCAUGGCACAUUUGUGUUCAUGGGCCUUUUUCCUCCAUAAAAGAAUUAAAAUAAAAUAAAAUAAAAUUAUAUUGUAUGAGUGCAUUGGCAUAAAGAGGAAUGUGGCAUAGCUUGUCUUCUUUAUUGUGUAUUCAUAAUAAUAAUCAUUUUUAUUCUGAUUUUAAAAGAAAUUAAAAAAUUUUUGUGGCCCCUAGGCACAGCGCUUAUUGGAGGGCGGGAGUUAGUAGCAUGGAAAGUAAACGCAUUAUCUAAGCGAAAUUUUUAUAAAAACAGGACAAUGGAUUGAGUUUUGCUUAAAGCUACCUUUAUUUAAAGAAAAGAGAGCUUUUUACCUGGAUACUUUUGUUGCUUUUGUGUUUUCUUUCAUGGUUAAAAUUGGCUUUCCCUUAGGAAAUGAUCUUUAAAUUACAUAGUAAUUUUAUUUUAUUUAUCUUGUUUUUUAAUGCAUUGUUAAUCUGACAAGAUAAAAACAGCCCUGGGCUUACCUAUUGCUUUUGCCUGCUUGCUCCUUCCUGGCUUGCUUCUUUCUGUAGGUAACAAGGUUCCUUUGUUGAGCCACCCCUCCCCCACUCUCUGCAAUUCUGCUUUAGGUGGGGCUGGGCACACCCCCUUGAACUGGCCAAUCAGAGUAGUCCUCCUGGGCCCUGAUUGGUUCAAUGAUAAUAAGCACCUGAUUGCAGACGGGCCAAUGGGAGCCCAACCUGGAAUUCUUGUGGGUGAUGUGGAGGAGCUCUUUUCCUUGGGGGGAUUCCUGGCUAUAAAAGCAAGUUUAAGUUACCUACUCCCAAGGGCUGCCAAUGGUAAAUGCCCACGAAAGAGUGAAGCCCUCACAGAGAAGAACAGAGCAAAGAGAGAAGUGGAGCUCUGAUAGCAUCAGUUGAACCCCUGGAUUUAGUUAUGCUUGAAGCUAGUUAACCCUUGGAAUUUGAAUUACAGGAACCAAUAACUUGUUGUUGUUGUUGUUAAAUCCAUUUAAAUUUAGUUUUUUAAAAAAUCAAAACAAAGAAUUCUAAUACAAUUGACGACCUCAGAUUUUAUUUUUUUUAAUGCCUUAUGAAAUACACAUAUGAAUGUCAGAGAAUGUUUGUUUUAUGCCUACCUAGAGUAAGAGAAGGAUGUUCCCAGGCAUGUUCAACCAGUAUUUCCACUUGGGUCACCUGGCUUUGGCAGCAGCCCCCUCUUCCUUUUAUCUGACUUUUAAAAAGUUACUUUAAGGGACACCUGAGUGGCUCAGUGAGUUAAGUCUCUGCCUUCAGCUCAGGUCAUGAUCUCAGGAUCAAGCCCUGCAUGGGGCUCUUUGCUCAGCAGGGAGCCUGCUCCCCCAUCCCCCUCCCACUGCACACCCCCCCCCAUGUGAUCGCUCUCUCUAUCAAAUAAUGACUUCAAGACUUCCUUCAUCAGCAACAGGCUGCCUUGAUAUUCUUCUGAAUAAAAAUAUGACCUCUUUUUGUUUAUCAGGAGCAGAUGGAACAGGCCUUCCCUCCACUGUGUCCCAGAAAUGUGCUAUUUGAGAACUUCCUCCUUAAGAGGAAAAUCAGUGAGCAAUGACAAUCGAUGUGUGUGAUUCAUUCACUACAGGCAGGACACCUCGACGAUGGUGUGGUCCAUAGACCAUAGCAUGGGCAUUAUCCAGAAACUUCUUAGAAAUGCAAAUUCUUGGGCCCCACCCUUGAUUUACUGAGUUAGAAGCUCUGAAAGACUAUUUUUGUGACCCUGAGAACCAAUGGCUUAGGGGUUUCCUCUUUCAGUUACUAUAGACACAGCUGCUGGGUGAUUAAAAUCAAGCCUGAGUAACUGUUGUAGAAUCACUCCGGAUUUGAGCAUUUGCUUCUCACUUUGAGGAUCAGAAGGGUCAAGCUAUAAUAAAUUGGCUAUUUUCUCUUUUUUUCCUUUUUAUUCAUUAGAAUUUUGCUAAAUAUACAUUCUGUUUGUAUUUUUUCUUCUCUUCAAGCAUUUUUUUUUUUUUACACUCAGCAUAUUUGACUGUAUAUAUUUCCACCAGUGUUGAGAGCCCAUCAUUAUCUAUGACCUACUGCCAUUUAGAAGAUUAGACCUUGCGGCGCACCUGGGUGGUUCAGUUGGUUAAGCACCUGGCUUGUGAUUUUGGCUCAGGUCAUGAUCUCACAGUUGUGAUGAUGCAGCCCUGUGUCAGGCUCUAAGCUCAGUGGGGAGUCUGCUUGGGAUUCUCUCUACUCCUCCCUGAAUGCUCUCCCUCUGUCUCUCAAAAAAAGGUUAGACCUUGAUACUUCAUUGUGUCUCCCCUCCCCCCCGCCCCGAACCCUCACCUCCAUUUAGUCUCCUUUCACCCAUUCCCAAGCUUUGUUGAAAUCUUUUGAUUUCAAAACAGAGAGUUUUUUCUUAACAGUUCAUUAAACUUUGUGGCCAUGUUUUUGAUGGUCAUUUGGACUUUACUGCUUUUACACAUUUAAAACCACACUUCCUUGACUUGAAACCUAUCUUCCUCUUUUUUGGAUUCAUUUUUCCUAUUGGUGGAGUGCAUCCCCUAGAGAAUCUUUCAGAAAGCACUUGUGGAAAGAAACUUUCUGAGUCCUUGUUCUUCUAAAAUUGUUUCUAUUUUGUACUUAAAUAAUUUUUUGCUUGGGUAUAGAACUCUAGAUUCAACAUUUUUUUUUCUACAGACAUUUAUGGCACUACAUCUUAUGGAAUUUUAUACUUAUUACCCUUGAGAAGUUUGAUGUCCUUUUGUUCUUCCUUUGAAGUUAAACUAUUGGGAUUUUUUUCUUCUUCUUCUUUGGGAUUGGUUUUCUUUAUUCAUGGAAAUUUUACUAGUAUGCCCAGGGCCAAAUCCUCUACACUCCUCUCUUGUGUUUCUUUUCAAUACUUUGUGGAUUCUUUUAGUAUGAAGACUUAAGAACCUCUUUAGAUUUGAAUUUUUUGUGUGUAAUUUUUUUAUUAUUUUCUCUAUCCAUUUUCUUUCUGGAUAUUUUUAAGACAGAGAUUGGAACUCCUGGUUCUGUUUCUUUGUUGCUGUUGUUUUUGUUGUUGUUUUAAGAUUUUUUAUUUUCAAGUAACCUCUACACAAAAUGUGGGGCCUGAACUUACAACCCCAAGAUCAAGACUAGCACACUCCACUGACAGAGCUAGCCAGGUGCACUAUGGUUCUGGGUUUUUUGUUUUUGUUUCUGUUUUUUUGUUUUGUUUUAAUAUUCACUUUUCUAUCUCCCACAUUUCAAUGGCUGGAAUUUUGCACUAUGUAUUGGGUAGUUUGCUUGUUUUAACAUUCCAGUUUGUCAACGCACUCUUCAUUUGUAUGCAUUUUAUUUAUCAGUCCAUCACUGGUGGGGAUUUUUUCAUUUGAAAAUGUUGCAAGCCAUGGAAAAUUACAGAAGAUAACAUAACAAACACCCAUGGACCCAUCACUCAGAAACAAUAAAUAUUAAUGUCUUGUCAUAUUUGCUCUUGUUCCUUUCUAAUAAAAUAUUACUGAUAAAAAAUUGCAGUUUAUUCCUCUCCCUACUAAUUUAUUCUUCUCUCCACUCCUUCAUCUUUCCCAGAGCAAUUAUUACCAUAGCAUUAUGUGUUUACAUAUAUAUUCCACCAUCACCCUUCAGUCUUUCCUAGCUUCUUGGUUUUGGUUUUGCUUUGUUUUUAUUUUGUUUUAACAUUUUAAGAUAGUGUCACACUGGAUUUACCUUUCUGUAGUUUUUUUCACUCAACAAUAAGUUUUGGAAAUUUUAUUUAAGUUGUUGGGUAUCUAGUGCAUUCAUUUUAACUACCAUGUAAUAGACCUUUGUAGGAAUAUGUGCAAUGCAUUUAUUCAUUCCUCUAGUGAUAGAUAUUUCAGCUGUUUCUGAGUUUUUUUGCUUUUAGAAACAACACUUCAGAAAACACAUAUGUUCAUCUACUUGUACAUGUGUGAGAGUUCCUCUAAGGUUUAUACUCAGAGAAGGAACUGCUGCAUCAAAUGAUAUACACAUUUUUGAUUUAUUAGAAAAACUGUUAAAUUCUUCUCCAAAGAUGAUCUACAAGAUGGCAUGCUUGUUAUGUAUUCCUGUAGCACCCUUUGAGAAUUUGUGACUCCCUGCAUCUUCACAAACCUUAGAAACUGUCAGACUUUUUCAUUUAGGAAACCCAUUUAGGAUGGGUGAAUUAAAAAAAGAGAGAAAGAAAGAAAGCUGAUGGUUGGAAAUUAUAUCUUCUAUCGGGCUUUAGUUUUUGUUAAUCAAGAUUUUAGUCUCCAAGAAUCCUUUUACUUAGAAGGACUACUUAGAAGAACUACUUAGAAGUUUUGUCUGUUUGUCUGUCUAUCUGUUUAUCUAUCUAUAUACCUAUCUGUCUGAAUAGGCAGCUGUCUCAACUGUUUCUGAAGAUAUUAAUUAUAUUUAUUAAAAAGCCUUUCUUUCUUUCUUUCCUUCCUUCCUUUCUUCCUUCUUCCUCUUCUCCAUUGCAUGAAUUCUGUUUCUUCAGGUGUAAAUUCUGGAGGGGAGUUGGUGCUUCUAUUUCAUUCUGUUAAUUUUUCUGAAAGUAUUGGCAAUUUUUAGCAUCUACUCAUCCAUAUUGCUCUGGCUAGAGUGGAUUUCUCAGCCCACCUGAGAAUCCCUCUUUACUUGGCCAUGCCUAGAGGUUCUUAGGAGAGAAACCUGGCUCUCCCAUGUGCAGAGCAAGGGAGAAGCAGAUGCAAGGGUUUGUGUGUGAGCAUGAGGUCUCCCGUCCACUGCCAUGGCCAUGGAUGGCUGGGGCACUGCUCAGCUAUUCAGGCCAAGAGACUCCUCUGAGAGUCUUCUCAUUUUAUCAGAAGCCCCAAAGUACUCUGGUCACCCUCCCAUUGCCCAUCUUCUUCUUCCAUCUGCUGCUUCUAGUCUUGGUGUUUGUAUUGAUUUGCUGGAGUGUGGAACAAAUAUCACAUAUUGGGUGUGUUCUCACACAACAGAAAUUCCUUUUCUCAGAGUUCUAGAGGCUAGAUAUAUGGCCAAGAUGAUGGUGUCAGCAAGGUUGUUUCUUCUGUGGCUUUUUUCCAGAACUUGCAGAUGACCUCUAUGUCUUUGCUUGAUCUUCCCUCUGCUUGUUUAUGUCCUAGUCUCUUCUUACAAGGACACCAGUCCUAUUGAGUUAGACCAUCCUAACAGCUUCAUUUUAACUUAAUCACCUCUUUAAACACACCAUCUCUAAAUAGUGUCACAUUCUGAGAUACUGGGGUUAGGACUCUGACAUAUGAACUGGGGUUGGGGGGACACAACUCAGUCUGUAACUGUCCUAUUCUAGCGUUCUUCUGGGAAAAACAAACUCUUUUGUGGAAGGCCCCUCUUUAUUCUAUCUUAUUGAUGCUAUUGCAUACAAACUGGUCAGUCUCAUAUGGAGGUUAGCUAAUUUGUUUAAUUGAAUCCUGUGAUCAGAUAUGUACUUGUAUGUUUCCACAUGGCCCUUUCUAUUAUAAACAGUUGGCAAUAAACUUCUUAUGGCUAAAUACUUGUUCAUAACUAUUUCCUCUUAUAUAGUUUUCGUAAUUCAAAUUAGAUAGAAUCUGAUAGAUGAAUUAAGGAAAUUCCUUUGCAUCAUAGGGAUCUAUAGUGAUUAUAACUCAAAUGCCUAGAGAGAAGUAGUAUCAAACACAUAAGGGAAAAAGCUGUGGGACAAUUUAGAAUGAACAAGGGAGCUUCUAGAGUGCUGGUAAUGUUCUGUUUCUUGGUUUGGGUGCUGGUGACGUGGAUAUGUCCAGCUGGUAAAAAUACAUCGAGGGACACCUGGGUGGCUCAGUCAGCUGGAUGUCUGACUCUUGAUUUCAGUUCAGGUCAUGAUCUUGGGGUCUUGAGAUGGAGCCCCGUGUUGGGGCUCUGCAUUGGGCAUGAAGCCUCCUUGAGACUCCUUGAGAUUCCUUGAGAUUCUCUCUCUCCCUCUUCCUUUUGCCCCUCCCCACCCCACUCACUCUUUCUCUCUCUAGGAAAAAAAAUGCAUUGAGCUAUCUGCUUAUGAUACAUGCGUAUUUCUGUACAGAUAGUAUAUUCUGAUAAAAAUUAGAAGAAAGAGAAUCUGGUGAGUGGGCAGCAUAGGAACACAGUAACUCUGAGCACUGCUUGCUUGGUUGGCAUUGCAUUUUUUUGAAGAUGGUUAUGAAUGAUAUGCUUUUUGGCAAUUUAUUUUAAUGGUCUGGUGGUUCUUAACUCUGGCUGCACAUUAAAAUUGCCUGGGGAUGUGUUUUAAAAAUACUGCAGUCCGGCCCCACUCCAGAUCAGCUCAGUAAGAACCCUUUGGGUGUGGGGCUCUGACUUCAGUAUUUUUACAAAGCUCCCCAGUGAUUCCAGCAUGCAACGGGGUUUGAGCAAAAGUGGUCUAGAAACAGAAUUAUUUUGAUCAUCUGUGUUCUGUUUAGAUUUGCUCCGUGAUUUCAGAAUUCUUGUCAGUUUAUAUCAACCACUCCUUUUGCAUUAAUAAAAAACACACAUAGAGUUAAAAUGCACUUUAUUACCAAACUUCCUACAGGAAAAAAAAAAAAAAGCUUUUUUACUGUGAAUGUGAAUUGAGUCCCUAUCCACCUCCUUUUUCUUUGAAAUCAUAGAAACAACUUCUUUAAUAAAGCAAUUUUUAUAAACUCAGGAAUGUGACUAUUGUAUUGUAGUAGGAUGAAGAGUGUUUCCUCCAAUGCGUUCUUAGAAGGAAAAUCGUUGGUUCGAUGGGUGUUUAAUCUUCCAGCUUCUUGUGUUGCUCCGUUGCCCCGCCAGAAUUCCCACAGAUAGAUAAGCAAGCUUGGUGCUCCCCAGCUUUGCUGCCUCCACACCUCCCUUACUUUUUUUCCCUUUAUUUUAAAAAAACUAACACAUAAUGUAUUAUUUGUUUUGGGGAUACAGGCCUGUGAACUCAUCAGUCUUACACAUUUCACAGCACUCACCAUAGCACAUACCCUCCCCAAUAUCCAUCACCCAGCCACCCCAGCCCUCCCAACCCUUCCCCUCCAGCAACUCUCAGUUUGUUUCCUGAGAUUGAGAGUCUCUUAUGGUUUGUCUCCCUUUCUGGUUUCGUCUUGUUUCAUUUUUCCCUCCCUUCCCCUAUGACCCACUGUCUUAUUUCUCAAAUUCCUCAUAUCAGUGAGAACAUAUGAUAAUUGUCUCUCUGAUUGACUUAUUUCGCUUAGCAUAAUACCCUCUAGUUCCAUCCACAUCAUUGCAAAUGGCAAGAUUUCAUUGUUGAUGGCUGCAUAGUAUUCCUGUGUGUGUGUGUGUGUGUGUGUGUGUGUGUGUGUGUGUGUGUGUAUCACAUCUUCUUUAUUCAUUCAUCUGUGGAUGGGCAUCUAGUCUUUUUCCAGAGUUUGGCUACUGUGGACAUUGCUGCUAUAAACACAGGGGUGCAUGUGCCCCUUCAGAUCGCGACAUUUGUAUCUUUAGAGUAAGUACCCAGUAGCGCAAUUGCUGGGUCGUAGGGUAGCUCUAUUUUCAACUUUUGGAAGAACCUUCAUGCUGUUUUCCAGAGUGGCUGCACCAGCUUGUAUUCUCAUCAACAGUGUAGGAGGGUUCCCCUUUCUCCGCAUCCUUGCAAACAACUGUCAUUUCUUGACUGGUUAAUUUUAGCCAUUCUGACUGGUGUGAGGUGAUAUCUCACUGGGGUUUUGAUUUGUAUUUCCCUGAUUCUAGGUGAUGUUGAGCACUUUUUCAUGUGUUUGUUGGACGUUUGGAUGUCUUCUUUGCAGAAAUGUCUGUUCAUGUCCUCUGCCCAUUUCUUGACUGGAUUAUUUAUUCUUUGGGUGUUGAGUUUGGCAAGUUCUUUAUAGAUUUUGGAUUCUAGCCCUUUAUCUGAUAUGUCAUUUGCAAAUAUCUUCUCCCAUUCUGUCCUUGUCUUUUGGUUUCGUUGACUGUUUUUUUGUUGUGCAAAAGCUUUUGAUCUUGAUGAACUUCCAAAUAGUUCAUUUUUGCCCUUGCUUCCCUUGUCUUUGGCGAUAUUCCUAGGAAGAAGUUGCUGCAGCUGAGGUCAAAGAGGUUGCUGCCUGUGUUCUCCUCAAGGAUUUUGAUGAAUUCCUUUCUCAAAUUGAGGUCCUUCAUCCAUUUUGAGCCUGUUUUCAUGUGUAGUGUAAGGAAAUGGUCCAAUUUCAUUUUUUUCCAUGUGGCUUUCCAAUUUUCCCAACAUCAUUUAUUGAAGAGGCUGUCUUUUUUCCAUCGGACAUUCUUUCCUGCUUUGUCGAAGAUUAGUUGACCAUAGAGCUGAGGAUCCAUUUCUGGGCUCUCUAUUCUGUUCCAUUGAUCUUUGUGUCUGUUUUUGUGCCAGUACCAUACUGUCUUGAUGAUGACAGCUUUGUAAUAGAGCUGGAGGUCUGGAAUUGUGAUGCCACCAGCUUUGGUUUUCUUUUUCAACAAUCAUCUGGCUAUUCUGGAUCUUUUCUUGUGUCAUAUAAAUUUUAGGAUUAUUUGUUCAAUUUCUUUGAAAAAGGUUGAUGGUAUUUUUUUUUAAUUUUUAAUUUUUUAUUAUUAAGGUUGAUGGUAUUUUGAUAGGGAUUGCAUUAAAUGUGUAGGUUGCUCUGGGUAGCAUAGACAUUUUUGCAAUAUUUUUUUUUCUUCCAAUCCAUGAGCAUGGAACGUUUUUCCAUUUCUCUCUGUCUUCCUCAAUUUCUUUCAUAAGUAUUCUGUAGUUUUCUGAGUACAGCUUCUUUAAUUAGAUUUAUUCCUAGGUAUCUUUUGGUUUGGGGUGCAAUUGCAAAUGGGAUCGAUGCCUAAAUUUCUCUUUCUUCUGUCCUAUUGUUGGUGUUUAGAAGUGCAACUGAUUUCUGUGCAUUGAUUUUACAUCCUGAUACUUUAUUGAAUUCCUGUACAAGUUCUAGCAGUUUUGGAGUGGAGUCUUUGGGUUUUCCACAUAAAGUAUCAUGUCAUCUGCAAAGAGUGAAGAGUUUGACUUCCUCUUUGCCAAUUCAGAUGCUUUUUAUUUCUUUUUUUUUUUUUAAGAAAAAUAUGUUCAUUAGAAAAGUCCUAAUUGUAUAUAAAAUAUCAAGGAGCAAGUUAAAACUACCUGAUGUCCUACCACCCAGGUCACCAUUCUUAACAUACUCUUGUCUCACCAUCUGGGUGUGUACAGAUGUAUGUCAUGUGCAGGUGGUGAGACAAAUAGCAGCCUCUCUUCCUUCCUGCCCACCAUCUCUUCCUGAAGCUCAUGGUCAGGACAGGUGGCUUAAGCGUGGCACCAAGGUGAUUAUUUUUGAAGAGCUAAAACUACAAUCAUUUCAUAAGAAAUAUAUAUACAUAUAUAUUUGUAGUCAAUACACAUGCAUAUUUUUCUUCUAGAUUCAACUAAGUGGUCUUUGAAAAUAAAUUUUGGGUUUGUUUUAAACACUUUAGGAGAGAAACAGUCCCAGGCUGUUUCUCUCUUCUCCCCUUCGCCAUGUCCAAUCGACACUUACCCCCAGCCAGGACUAAGUGGAGAAGGAAAUGAUUGUCCUUCCACCAGCCCCUGUGGCUGCAGAAUCUCAAGAAACAAGAAGGGACUAGGGCACUGGGGACCUCCUCCAUGGAUGCUCUCUGCAGGUAACUCACACUGGACAGAGACAUCUAAAAUAUCUAUAGUUGAACUCAUUAUCUAUCCCAUCCUGAUUUCUUAGUCCAGGUCACGGUCAGUGGUAUUUCUCAGCCUCCUAAAUGGGAGCUCAAGGUCACAUUGGAUCCCUCCUCAUCCCUAAGCAGAGUCUGGCUAUAGAGCCCUGACCUAUCCCACCUUCUUAUCUGGCUGCUUCUCUCCAGGGUCAGGCCUCACCUCUUCUCCAUCAGCCUCCAGCCUUCUCUCAGAGUCACCUUCUACAACAGAUCUGAUCCUGCCCCUUCCCUGCUUUCAAGCCUCUCUGGGCUUUCUCUGGUCCCCAGGACCAAGUCCCAAGUCCCUAGCUCAACAGUCAAGGCCCUUUACCACCAAGAGCCUUUACCCCUUCAUUCUGGCCCCAGCUUUCCUCCACAGCACCGCCACUGUGCCAGCCAUUCUUCAAACACCCAGGCUUCUGUGUCUUUGCAUCACUGACCUUCAUCUCUGAAUACCCUUCCUCACUGAUAGAGUCAUCCUAAUUUCUCAACACCCACUUUAGAGAUCUUCAGUCUGCGGACAUUUUCCUUAACUCUCCUGUCCCUCCGAUGGCUAUUCCUGGUGAGGGAACGGAGGGUCAUUUGACCUGGGCCACACAUCCAGAAAUAAUCUCAUGUUCAGACUCCUGAUGCUGUCUUUCAAAAGAUGCAUGUGUACACAGAGACAUCCUCAGGAUAAUGUACUGACCACAUUGAAAAGCAAGAUUUAUCGUGGGCCUCUGAACGUAUCUCAUCCCCCAACCUACACUGGCCAAUGUGUGCUAUAGUUUCAUGGUUAUUUUCAAAUAAUGAACAGCGAUUAUGUCACGAUAGACACAAUCCUAUUGUACUAUAUUUUUGGUUAAAGUCAUUAAUUUGUUAAAAGCAAUAUUUGAAACAUCCCACAGAUUUUAUAACCUCUUUUGACAUCUUCUUCUUCUUCUUUUUAAUAUACUGAGAGCAUUGAAGUCUAGAUAACUCUCUACUUGGUCUCCUGAAGAUGUCAAGAUACAUCCAUUGUGAUGCCAGCUGUGUUAGGUUGUUGAAAAACCAGGUUAUUCACCAGGCUGAGCUCAGUGGAUAUAAGAGGACACAACUCCACUCUCUCCCCCCACCAUGCUGCACUGCCACCCACCAUGCUCUGUGGUCUCUCCCUGCCUCACAGCUUUUCAGGCACUGUGAGAACAGUUCUAUGUGGGGGUACUGAAAUGGACUGUCCAGCAGAGAUCAAAAUUUCAGCCUCCCAUCUAGUGUCAUGGAGCUCUCCUCCCAGUCCAGGCCAGUGGCUGGAGGCUACGGUGGGGACAGGGACAGGGCUGGGCUCACUCUUCCUAGUUGCUUCACUACUCCUUCCCUGCCUUCUGCUGCUUUGUCCAGGGUUGGAAACGGGGAAGGUCACCUGAGGGACAGGGUUGGUGUUCUUGAGAAGUGCAUGGCAGGCCCUCCCUCAUACUGCCCAUUUGUGAAUGCCUCAGAGAAUUCCCCAACUCUGUGAUCGAUACACCCUCUCUCUGACCUCCAGCAAGCCCCCGUUGUUUUGGGGCUCACCUCCCCUGCACUCACAAGAUCUUUAGAAUGAAAGCCCUUCACUUGGCAGGAGGCUUUGGGAAGGUCCUUCCAUGGGGCUCUCUGGGCCCUCCUUCCACUGUGGCCCUCCACAUAUUCUCUCUGUCCUUGCAGGAAGCUUGGGCAAGUCUCCUGCCUUCACUGUCCUGCAGCUGAUUGGGAGAUACCCGACUCCAUGUUCAUGUCACCCAGACUUGAGGGGAUACCUCACAUUCUCUGAGGAGCUGUCUUCCUGACCUUGUGCCAGUGGGACAGGCCUUCAAGUCUCACAGCUUGUCAGGUUUCUCUAGCUCCCUUCUCAAAGCCCCCCUAGUCUCCAGGAGCUGUUCUCUUGGGGCCCCAGCUGGGAGAUGCCCCCAAAUUGAAAAUGCUCCUUUCUCGUACAAAUACCCCAUAUUUGUUUCUACUUCUGCUUUAAUAUAUUACAAAAACUGAGUAGCUUAGAACAGCACACAUUCAUUCAGCACUCCCCCGCCCCCUGGAAAGAUCCAGAAUAAUCUUCUCUUGCCAUAGUCUUUAACCUUGAUCACUUCUGUCAAGUGUCUUUUUAUUUUUUUUAUUUUUAUUUUUUAUUUUUUUUUGCCAGGUAAAGGGACAUGUACACAGGUGGUUCUGGGGAUCAGGACUUUGGGGGAGCAAUAUUCUACCAUAUCCAAUUAUUUCCUUCCCUCAAGUGUCUGCUCUUGUUUGCUAUAGGUUGAAGGAGGGCAGUGGGGUUGCCAGUUUAGGACAGGCUACACAUUUCAGUAACUCCCAGAGAGGCAGCUCUCUCUAGAAUAUAGGGUAGUUAGUACCUGUUGCUCUCGGCCUGAAGACUAUAACUUUUCCAAGCACCUGGAAAAGUCACAUGCCAUACCCCAGCCUUCCUGCUCCGGGCUACGGAGAUCCUUGAGCGCAGGGUCUGUUUCCUGUUUGUCAGACAUCGGUGCCAGACACAGUGUGUGCAGCCAGCGAGCCUUCUGGAAAGUUCUGUUGUGUGUAUGUAGAAGAGAACCAAAAGUUAUCUGCUUUGCUGCUCGGAGGAACUUGGGAUAUAGGACACUUGUCAUACCUGCUGGAUAAAAUGACAUAAUACACAUAUUUAAAAGACUAGGUGGACUUGAGACAAAUAUCAGGCCACAUUAACUUGCCAAGAAGGGAAAAAGACACGUGACUCUCCAGAUUGCUGAUGCUCUCUUGGUGAUUUCAAUCAGCACGUGGCCGUGGGAGAGCGCCUGCUGGAGUUCUCGCCAUCAGUCUGCUUGGGCUCCUCCUACAGCCUUAGAGCGAUGGCUCUAAAUCCCAUUUCUCUUCUUAAAUGACUGCAAAGUUUACUGCAGGUAGACUAUUUCUGGCACUGCUUUAGGGGCCCCGAGAAGGUGGGGAAUACUGUUAACUUACAAUGGAACUGGGCACCAGUGCAUCGGGACAAGCUGGCUUUCACCCUCAUAUUGACAGGAGUGGACACAUUUGCUUGGAGAGCCCCUUAAACAAAUCUGCCUGCUCCCUCUUAUUUUUGUUUGGUCCCCAGGCAACCUGAAAUUCCUCCUGUGGCUUUUAAACAAAGCAUGGGGGUAGGAAGAGGGGAAGGAAGCAUGGGCCUGGCGGGUGGUGUCAGUCUUUCACACUCUGGCUUCCUUAUUUUAAAUACUGGAAAUGUAGUCACACCCAGAUUCAAAACACAGUGAACAUUCCCAGGUAACUG
Messenger RNA from Mustela lutreola (European mink), 15127 nucleotides. RefSeq lists its product as uncharacterized. Bases 74 to 1246 code for a protein of 390 amino acids. The transcript has 6 exons. The record is from RefSeq and is a predicted model, not a curated record. Lineage: Eukaryota; Metazoa; Chordata; Mammalia; Carnivora; Mustelidae.